CCCCCCCUGCCAUCUCCUCCCUCCCCUCACUUGCCCUUCGCUUGCCCCCCCCCUCCCCCCUCCGGCUUUCUCGCGCCUCCUCUCCCUCUGGCGCAGCCGCACCAGCCGCACCAGCCGCACCAGGCCCUCCUCCCCCCGCCAUGGAGCAGGCGGUCAAGACCCCCUCGCUGGCUCUGGAUGCGGAGGCCGCGCUGACGGCCCUCCCCGGGCCGAGCGGCCCCGGCGGCCCCUGGUCCAGUCUGGUGCCGGACGGCCGGCGGCUGUUGGUCAUCUUCGACCCGGUGCCGGCGGCCAACGACCGUCUCACUCCGGCGCAGGUGUUCGAGCAGCAGAUCAUCUUCGCCUGGCCGAACGAGUACCUCACCAACCAGGAUCAGCUCCUGCUGGCCGGCCUGGUGAGCGGCCUCGACGCGGUGGGCUACUUCCUGGCCAGCUCCAAUCUGGAUCACAUGGCCAUGAGCAGUGACUGUGUGGUGAUGCGCAAGCUCGGGGACUUUGACACGGCCUUCCUGGAUCGCGAGCAGGCCACCCCGCCCCGGGGCCCGGCCAAGCAGACGGACGUCGGGCGGCAGAUUUGCUUGCAGCAGCUGCUCGGGCCGCCGGCCCCGCCGACCGUGCACGCCGAGGCCGAGAUGGAGCCGGUCCUGGACACGCAGCUGGUGGCGGUGCUGGUGGGCCAGCACCAUGGUGCGCCGAUCGAGUCGGUGGCCGCCACCCUGCGCACGGAGCUUCACCGGAUCUUGACGGCUCUGCGCUUUGCGGUCGGGCCGCUGAACCACCUGCGCCGGCUGUGUGGCCUGCGCGUGGAGGGGCUCUUCGAUGAGUUUGAUCGGCAGCCGGAGGAGGCCGCCUCCGCCGGCGGAGCGGCCGCCCUCCCCGAGGCCGAUAUCUCCUCCUCCUCCUCCUCCAGUCCGCCCCUCUCGGCCGAGGAGCUGGAUAUCGUGACCAAGUACCAUUCGCGCAAGCGCGACAAGUGGCCCACCUCCAAUGAGGCCUUCCGGGAUGCCCUUCGUCGGACCCUCAGCACCACGGCUGUGCCCAUCCUCCAGACCCUAUCGGGCUCGGUGUUCCCGGUCCUCGGCGACGGUGCCACCAUCAAGGUUUCGCCAGACACGAUCCCCCCGGGCGUUCUUCUUCGGUCGAACUCCCUGAUCGAGACAAUCCUCUCUGAGCGGGGGAACCUCUCGGCGGCGCUCUUUUUGGUGGAGCGUACGCCGACCAAUCCGCCGGGCUUCCGGCCAGACGACCCGGCCUCCCUGCUUCCGCGGCUGUACGGCCAGCAGGGCCAGGCCAACUGCCCGAUGGCGACGUCUCUUUCGCCGGAUGUGGCGCUUGCGGCGUCUACUUCCCCCGGGGCCGGUGUCUUUGCCGCCUCGCAUCGCUACUCCCCAGGACAGCUCCUAUCCGGCCGGAUGACCCCCUCCCUGACCAGCCUCCUGUCGCAUCUAAUUCCGCAGGGGGCCGCGCUGGCGGCCUCUGACUCGCAUUCCGGGCCUCGAGCGCCCCUGUUCGAGGAUCUGCAGUUUGUCUUCCUCGAUGCACAGGAUCGCAUGCAGCUUGGCCUGUACCCGUCGUCCGAGGCGAUGGCCGGGGCGCCCACUUCGGAGAAGGACUUCUAUGCGUCUCCACCGGCCGUGACCACCCCGUCCGGCUUCCGGCCGUCGGUCUUCAGCCCGAAUGCCCAGCUGUCACGCUACCCGGCCGACCGGCCGCCCCUGCGCAUCCUCAACCCGGAGUAUCUGUACCUUUGCCCACCGGCCACCCCGGCGGCUGGAGCCUACGCCGGGAUUUACUGGCUGGUGGUGGAUGUGAAUCCGGGCGAUCGGCGCAGUCAAGCCCUGGCACCGGAUCGCCUCCUGGCUCUGGCGGUUAUCCUGCAGCCGGCGUCGGUUUACGAGCCGGACAGCCUGAACUAUGUGCGCGCCAUCGCGCAAGAGCAGCUGCCCGACCUGGCAGCCAGCCUGAGCCGGGCCUUCAGCGUGGACCAGUUCCACUCGCUCAAAUCGAUUGUGGCCUCGCGUGGGGCGGACCGAGGGCCGGGGCCGGCUGCCAUGCCGACCCCAGCCCCGGCGCCUCUGGGCGGCCUCCACGGGAUCCCGUCGCUGCUGCAGAAUCACCUUUUUGCACAGGACACCUCCUUCUACAUGUCGGACCUGAAUGUCCUGCACUACAACCGACACCUGGGGCUGUAUGCUGAGCACCUGGUCACCCCGGCCAAUGCCAUCCGCCUGCCCGGGUCGCCGCCGCUGAGCCCGGCCCUGGUGUGCCCGGUCCCCAGUCGAGCCGAUGCCUGGACGCACGCGGCCCAGGAGAUUCGCUUCCGGUUCGGCGCGCAGGCGGCCUUUCACCAGCUGAUGGAGCGCUCGCGCGAGCACCACCGGUAUGCCUGCCUGCCGGAUCAGCGGGCAUCGGCGCACCCUCUCAGUCGGGUGCGGCUGGAGGCCGAGCAGCCGGCCGACGCCGAGGUCCUGGCCACCCUGCUGGACUGGGAGGAGUUCGGGGGCUUCUCCUCGGACGAUGGGCUCUACUCGGAGACCGUGGACUCGGAUGACGAGUUUUUCCUCCCCCACUUCGACCGAGCACCCGGCCUGGAUGAGGCCGAGGCCGAGGCCGAGGCCGAGGCCGAGGCGGAAGCAGGGCCGGAGCAGGCACCGGUCGAGGGGGCAGGUGCCGAGGAAGCCGGCCCGGCGGCCUCGCUGCGACAGCGUCUCCAGAAGGGCCUGGACCCGGUCCGGGCUGUGGAGGCUCUGUCUGGCGCGCCGGCCUCCCUGUGGACAUCCCCGCUGCCGAUCGCCUGGUCGGCGCCCUUCGACCCGGAAGCCGGCGCAUGCUCCGAGUGUGCCGGGCUUGUGGGUCCUGGUCCUGAUGCGGGUGAUCCCGACGCCGAGCCGGGCCCCGAUCCGGGGGCCGCACACUGGCCGGCGCCGGCUUCCGGCUCGGCUGUCUGUGCCCAUGCGGGCAUCCGCCUGACCAUGCGCCCGGUGGCCGAGCUGGCGGCCGCCUCCCCGGCCCCGGGGGCUGGCGACUCCCCGGGGGCCGAGCUGAAUGUCUCGCGUCUGGGGGCCCAGCAGUUGAUCCUCUACGAUCACACGGGUGUGCUCUUCUCCCGCCGGUCGUUGGACCAGCUGACGGUCAUCCACAAGCCCAGCCGCUGCGGGCACAUCCUGGCGCCCCUGCACUUUUCCGGCAUGCAGCGUCUCCAGUCGGCGUCGAAUUCCUUCUUGCCGCUGGCGGCGCUGGCCGGCGAAACGAGCCCCGCGCGGUUGGCCCUGUCGGCGGCCCACUCGGCGGCCCAGCUGGCCCUGCUGCAGCUGUACCUGCCAAUCAUCGAGAUGGAGGCUGACAAUACCUUUGGCGAUACCGACGAGCCGGAGGCGGAUCCCUUCUUCGAGGCCGAGCAGGCGGCCACCUGGCCGCGCUUCCAGAUUGCCCUGCAGAGCCUGAUGGCCGGUGUGACUGCGGUCCCGGCUCCGGGGUUUGAGCAGCUCACCUGGGGACACCCGGAGUUUUCCCCCUCCGCCAGCGCGACAUCCAUGCUGGCGGCCAGUGCGGCGGCCGCCGGGUCCACGGUGGCCAGCGGGGCCGGGGUCUCCGGAGCAGCCGGGCCCGGCACCUCGGGGGCCGGGGCUUCCGGGGCCGGGUCGGCCGGUCGGCCGGCCACCCCGGCGGCCGGCCCGGCCGUGGCCGUGGCUGUGGCCCAGGCUGCGGCCGUGGCGGCCGGGGCCACCGGGGCCGGCGGCUCGCUCGGCGGGGCUGGCACUCCGCCCGGCUCGCUGGCCGGGGCCGGGGGAGCCGCCGAUGACGAUCUCUCGCGGACCAUUUACGCCUUCUAUGCAUCCUCCACGCAGCCGACCCUGGUCACGGCGGGAGCCGGGCGGGGGGGCCACGCGCGGCGGGCCUCCGCCGCAGCCAUGGCAGCGGCCGCCGCCGGGGCCUCCGGCAUCUUCCCGCCUGAUGCGCCGGGCUACCAGCUGGCUGGCGGCAGCCCCGGGGCCGGUGGCAGUCCUGGCUCCGGGCCCAGCGCCGGGGGCAUGCAUCACCCAUCGGCCGGCCGGCCGGGCUUGGCCUAUCCCCCGGCCCCGGGGUCGCCGCAGUCCGGCCGCGGGGCCGGACCCGCCGGCGAGGCAGCCAGCCACGGCGGCGAGCGCGGCGGCUCGACGUCGGGGUAUGAUGGCGGCCCGGCGGGCCCGGGCGGUGGUCCCACCUCGCCGGCGCCCUCCUCCGGGAUGUCCUCCGGCUCGGUGUCGGCCUUCAGUUCACCCGCCGGGAACAUUGUUGGCCUGGCGCACUCGCCCUUCACCGGGGGGGUGCCUUUGCAUCGGCUGGGCAGCCCGCCGGGGCUGGUGCCCGGGGCCCCGGGCUCCGGGGCCGGCCGGCCCGUACGGUCCCCCUCGGCCCAGCAGCUGGAUGCCCUGCUGGCAGCCCACAACAGCGGCGGCGGCGGCGGCGGCGGUGGCGGGCCUGCCGAUGACCCGGACCUCUCGCCCCCGAGCCACCCCGCGUCGCCGGGGUUUGUUCCCCCGCGCAUGAUCCAAGCGGUGAUCGCCCUUUCCUCACCGCCGCCCCCUCGUGGGGGGAUCUUCCGCCAGCUGGAGACGCCUCUGCAGCACCAUCACAACCACCACUCGGGUCAGCCGCCGGCUCCGCCGGGCGGCCGGUGAGGCUUUUUAUCCGGGCCCCGUCGCGCUUGAUUCCCACUUGUACUCGACUGGCUCGCCUCCCGGCCGCCAUCCCCACCCACUGCAAUAGAUGGUUGGCUGUGGCUCCAUGUGGUCUAUAUUGUGACGGGGGGGUCGCUCUCGUGUCGGGCCGGCAUGAGGCACCGGACAAACUCCCGCGGGAAGUAAUCCAGCACCAGGAUGCUCUCCAGGUCGUAGUAGCAAUGUGUGAGGCCGGCGUCCAGGGCAGCCGAGAGGCCGGCCCCGGCUGGAUGUUGUUGGUGCUGCUGCUGCUGCUGCUGC
Molecule: messenger RNA, 4961 nt
Organism: Fonticula alba
Lineage: Eukaryota; Rotosphaerida; Fonticulaceae
Exons: 5
Coding region: 141-4661 (1506 amino acids)
Source: RefSeq, a predicted model, not a curated record